AUGAACAUGCACCAGCCUGAGGCAACCCUCUCGCUGACACCACCGCGACCGACCUUCAACAGGCAACGAAGCAAUUCUCUACCUUUUACCGAGCCACUACAAUGCACCGCAACAGAGGCAGCUAUAAUGUUUGCUGCCGAGCGAGCUGUUCUCAACCGACGACAAGCUCCAUCUAAAGAUGCGACCGAGAGGAGGAGGCCGCUAUCAGCCCGCGAUCCCAGGAGGAAUCAGCAAGAUAAUAUUAGACACUCAAGACGACGACCACUAUCCAAAGAUGCACACAGGGAUAUAUCAAGUGGGGAAGAGAGCGACAGCGACGAUAUAGAAAACGUACCAGAUCAUUGGCAGCGCCAAGCCCCACGACGACUUAAUACAUCCACUAUCAAAGAAAACAAGAUUGAAUCAGCACCUGCAACUACUACCCUAGGACGUUCGAAUACCAGUCCAACAGCCAUGUACUCCGCCGGCCUUGCCAAGUUUAUCCAGGGCCGUCUGGUCUCGUUGAACUCACCGCCCGGUGGUCAACCGAUCCCAAAUCCUCGCUCAUGUCCCAACCUCUCCCAAGUCCCAAGGAAGUCUCGCUCUCAACCAGACGAGCGUCGUCAUAUCGAUAAUUCGGGCUUCAUUAGACCACCGGUGUUGAGAAGCAGCUUCUCCGCCUGGAGCACACCGGGAGACAGUUCUGCUUUCGAGGAAGAUGAGGAAGAUAUUCCCCAAACAAGCGACACGGAGAAGCCGAAGCCGUAUGGCCUUGCAAAGACCUCGACGAACACGUCGACGCCGUCAAUUUUAGACUUCUAUCAGACGUCAGCGGCCGGGUCAUCUUUUUUGCUCCCCGAUACACCCGCCGACCAGGCCGAUCAUGACGACGAGGCAGAUGACUACCUGUCUUCCCCCGCCCCUUCAACCAUCAAGCACUGCCCCAUUUCUCGAUCGGCUUCAAUAUGUACCACGUCCACCCACGCGUCCUCAAAUCAAGCAGAAGAGCCUCAGCCUCGCCAAACUCCAGGCUCCGCGUCCACAUUCAACCUCACUAUCCCAGAGAAGCGCAAAUCCUACUUCGCCGCUGUCCAAUCGCCCUUUAAGACUCUCAUGGCCAUCUCGCCCUACGAAGGCCAAGCGUUGACCAGCGUCUACGACAUGCAAGUUCACGGUUCGAAGCGGAUUGUCACUGAGGGAAUGUCGUUUGAGAUGUUUAAUGAUCUGAAGAUGUCACCGCGGCACUCGAGGGUUAUGGCGACUCCAAUCUGA
Molecule: messenger RNA, 1251 nt
Organism: Mytilinidion resinicola
Lineage: Eukaryota; Fungi; Ascomycota; Dothideomycetes; Mytilinidiales; Mytilinidiaceae
Exons: 1
Coding region: 1-1251 (416 amino acids)
Source: RefSeq, a predicted model, not a curated record